AGGAGGAGACCGUUGCUUAGUGCCACGUUGAUGGAGACCAGUGGGGACGUGGAAAUCUGUCUUGAGUCCGUACCCGGGACCCGGUAGCCUCGUCUUCUGUUUUUACAGCCGUUAAUCCUCAAAGCAGAACCGAAAGGGGAACUCGUUCGGGCGGAGGCUGUCCGUUUUUGCCACUUAUUGUAUGUGUGCGUUCAUGUAAGAAGCAGAAAAGAAGAAGAAGGAUGAAACUUAAAGAGAUCAACCGCACAGCCAUCCAGAGCUGGAGUCCUGCACAGCACCACCCCAUCUACCUUGCAACAGGAACAUCAGCCCAGCAGCUGGAUGCCUCCUUCAGCACCAAUGCCUCCUUGGAGUUUUUCGAGCUGGACUUGACUGAUCCUUCUCUGGACAUGAGGUCAUGUGGCACCUUCUCCUCCUCUCACAGAUACCACAAGCUGGUGUGGGGUCCCUAUGGAAUGGAUUCCCAAGGUAACCCAUCUGGGGUCCUUGUUGCAGGAGGCGAGAACGGCAACGUCAUCCUGUACGACCCUGCAAAGAUCAUGGCUGGAGAGAGCGACGUGAUCAUUGCUGAGAGUGACAAGCACACGGGACCAGUGAGAGCUCUCGACGUCAACCCGUUCCAAACAAACCUAGUUGCAUCAGGUGGGAACGAGUCUGAAAUCUAUAUCUGGGAUAUGAAUAACUUUGACUCUCCAAUGACACCAGGACCUAAAACUCAGCCUCUGGAGGACAUCAGCUGUGUGUCUUGGAACAGACAGGUACAACACAUCCUGGCCUCUGCCAGCCCGAGUGGCCGAGCCUCAGUGUGGGACCUUCGCAAGAAUGACCUCAUUAUUAAAGUUAGCGACCACAGCAACCGAAUGCAUUGCUCUGGGCUGGCUUGGAACCCAGAAGUUGCCACUCAGCUUGUCUUGUCCUCGGAGGACGACCGGAUGCCGGUCAUCCAGAUGUGGGACUUACGUUUUGCUACCUCUCCUCUCAAGAUUUUAGAGAAUCACACACGGGGUGUCCUGGCCAUCGCCUGGAGUUUGGCUGAUCCUGAGCUGCUCCUGAGCUGCGGGAAGGACAGCAGGAUCCUGUGCUGGAAUCCAAACACAGCAGAGGUUCUGUACGAGUUGCCCAUCAGUAGUCAGUGGUGCUUUGACAUCCAGUGGUGCCCCAGGAACCCUGCGGUGCUGUCGGCUGCAGGCUUUGACGGACACAUCGACAUCUAUUCCAUCAUGGGAGGCAGCAACCAGGCGCAGAGCCAGAGACAUGCUGACCAGAUUAGCAACUCGUUUGGGAACAUGGAUCCUUUUGGAACAGGACAAACUUACCCCCCUCUGCAGCUGCCCCAGACUACUGCGCCUCCAGCUACAGUCAACCCCCUGAAGAAGCCACCAAAGUGGAUCCGCAGACCAGUUGGAGCCUCGUUUGCUUUUGGUGGGAAGCUGGUCUCUCUGGAGAACACAAAGCCGAACCCUCAGCAGCCUCAGCAGCCCACUUCACAUGUUGUACAUGUCAGCCAGGUUGUUACAGAAACAGCCUUUCUGAAGCGCUCCGAUCAGCUGCAGGCCACUCUGAGUGCAGGCAGCUUUGUGGAUUUCUGCCAGGAAAAGAUCGAUGCCGCUGAAAAUGAGUUUGAAAAGACCGUUUGGUCUUUCCUCAAGGUUAAUUUUGAAAGUGAUAUCCGCAGCAAGUACCUGGAACUCCUGGGGUACAACAAAGAGGAACUAGCCUUAAAGAUUUCAGCAGCGCUAGAGGAAAAGCCUGCUGGCCCUCUGCAGGUGGAAGUGCCUGCUCCAGCCAGCCUGCAGCCUUUAGCAGACCUCAGCCUCGUGCCACCUGCUGACAAUCCUGAGGUAGCGUUCGACAUGAUUGCUGCAGCAAACCUUCAGCCAGAAGCCACAGCGGAACUGGACUCCAAUCCUGAGGCAGCGUUCGACAUGAUUGCUGCAGCAAACCUUCAACCAGAGGCCACACUGGAACUGGACUCCACUCCUGACCCUGAGACUGAAGAGCCAGCAGCAGAAGAUCAAGAGGACGCUCUUCCAGAGGAGGAAGCAGAGGAAGAGGAGAUCCCCUUGGAGGAGGAGAAAACGGCACGAGUGGAGGAGGAGCCCAGUCCUGCUGAGACCUCAGCUGCAGUUGAGGAGCCACCUGAGGUCCCAGCUCCAGUUCCAGCUCCUGCUCCGUCUCCAGCUCUAGCUCCAGCCAAUCCAGAAGGACUCACUCUCAGCAUCAGUCAAGAUGUGGACGGGCUGAUCACACAGGCCCUGCUGACCGGAGACUUUGAGGGCGCUGUGGACCUCUGUCUUCAUGACAACCGAAUGGCAGACAGCAUCAUCCUGGCCAUCGCCGGAGGGUCCGAGCUCUUAGAGAAGACCCAGAAAAAGUAUUUUACGAAAACACACAGCAAGAUAACCAAGCUGAUCAGUGCAGUGGUGAUGAAAGACUGGCACGACAUCCUGAAGACGUGUGACCUGCAGAACUGGAAGGAGGCUCUGGCUGCGGUCAUGACCUACGCUCAGCCGGAGGAGUUCUCGUCCCUCUGUGACCUUCUCGGGGGCAGACUAGAGGCAGCAGAGGACGCACAACUGCAAGCCCAGGCCUGUCUGUGUUACAUCUGUGCUGGAAACGUGGAGAAACUUGUGGCUUGUUGGACCAGAGCACAGAACGGACACUGCCCACUUUCUCUCCAGGACCUGGUGGAGAAGGUGGUGGUGCUGCGGCGUGCAGUGGAGCAGACCCAGCGCUCCGGUCCCACUGCUGUUGGCAUCCUGCUGGCUGAGAAGAUGAGCCAGUAUGCCAGCCUGUUGGCCUCCCAGGGCAGUCUGUCCACCGCCAUCACCUACCUGCCUGACAAUUCCAACCAGGUUGCCAUACAGCAGCUUCGGGACCGUCUCAGUCGGGCUCUGGGGCAGCAGGCGGUGGCUCAUGCAGCUCCGGUACAAACCCAGAGACCUCAGUCUCGGCUACCUGCCCCGACACCGGCUCAGCACGGUUCAGCCUUGCCCCGACAUCCGUUCACCCCGGUCCAGCCCGCCUUGGUGCCUCAGGCCCCUGCAGCAGCUCCAGUACCCGUGCCUACACCUGCUGCCUCCGGCCCAGCACAGCCGCAGUAUUACCAGCCAGUGAGGGCUGCCUCCACUGUCACCUCCUGGAGUAACCAAACUCCCACAGCCCUCCCCAAUGCCCCUCCUCCUCUUCAAACUGGCAGCGCCUCAGACCAGCAGAUGGAGCCUUCAAACCCCAUGUACGGGAUGCCACCCUCCGGCACAGCUGCUGCACCUCCACCCUCCUCCACUCCUGCAUACAUAAUGUCCCAUCAGUACCAGCCCUACCCCCAGGUCAGCCAGUACCCCCAUGGAGCUGGGGGGGCGCCUUUCUAUCAGCCUCUUCAGUACUCCUCUGCUGCUCCUCCUCCUGCAGAGCCUCCUGGCUUUCUCUCUCAGUACACACAGCCUGUCUCCUCUCAGCCAGCACAUCCGGUCUAUCCCAGGCAACCUCCCAUCAGCCAGUGCCUGUCCUCCUCUCCUCCCUCCCAUCCUCCUUUCUUUCCGACUGCCUCCUCCUCUUAUUCCGCUCCUCCGUCCUCCGGAGCAUCUUUUCAGCAUGGCGGACCGGGAUCUCCUGUGUCGUACAUGCCUCUUCCUCCACCGAGCGGAGUCUCAGGUACACAGCUAGACCAUGACCCCGAGCUGAUCCCCGCCUCUCAGAGAACAGGGCCUCAGAAUGGCUGGAAUGACCCUCCGGCCCUGAGCAGAGCAUCAAAGAAUAAGCAGGUUCGGGAGAACUACACCCGUCCUGCCCCCAUCACUGCUCCCAUCAUGGCUCCGCUGGGCGCUGACCCUGUGGCCCAACCGGCCUCCUCCGGGCCCCCUCAGGCCAUGGUCCAGGGCCAGCACGGUGCCCAGCUCCCGUACUCAAGCAUGCACCAGCAGCAGCUCUCCCCUCCACCCAUGAACCCUGCAAUGCCUAAGACCAGUAUGGAGGGGGCACCAGGAGCACCUACUGGAGAUGUUAUACAGCCACUGCAGUCUAUCCCUGCUGAGAAGAUCAUGAAGAAGCCCAUCCCUGAUGAACACCUGGUCCUGAAGACCACAUUUGAGGGCCUCAUUCAGAAGUGCUUAGCUGUAGCCACCGACCCUCAAACUAAGAGGAAGCUUGAUGAUGCCAACAAACGUCUGGAAGCGCUCUACGACAAACUCAGAGAGCAGACGCUCUCUCCCGCCAUUGUAGGAGGACUUCAUAACAUAGCCAGGAGUAUAGAGUCCCGAUCCUACGGGGAGGGCCUCAACAUCCACACCCACAUAGUCAGCAACAGCAACUUCAGCGAGACAUCAGCGUUCAUGCCCGUUCUCAAGGUGGUGCUGACGCAAGCCAACAAACUUGGGGUCUGAUCGGGCAGAAAACUCCAAACUCCUCCGAGUCCUUGACUGAUGGACGGUGGAGAGCGACUGGUCAGGGGUCGAGCUCGUUUCACAGGGAGCUGCAAUUGACUCGCAGCACAAAUGAUGAAGAAUUCUGAGAUGUAUGAAAAUCCUUCUUUGUGCCAUUCAUGUUUUCUGACACGACUCAAACAAAAGCCAUGGUAUCAGUCGCACUCAGUGGUGAAAGUAAAUUCUGAGCCCUGCGCAAACAGACGCACACAACAAAUAAAAGGGCUAGAAACGAUUAAAUUCAAGUACCACCUUAAUCUACCAACUUGCUAACACGUUCCACUAAACAUUUGUUUUUAAAUCAAACUUGUAGUCAUGUGGAUUCAUGAAUGAGUGGAUAUGCAAAAAUACUGUUGAAGUAUAAUAUCACCAUAAACACUAUCAAUCAAAAUAUAAGAAAGGCACAGUUUCUGCAUAUUGGAUGUACAAAUAAAUAUAAAUUAAUGUGUACAAACCUAAUUUAUAUACCGGCAUUAAUCAGGAACGGGGAAAAAAUGGGGAAAUUUAAGGAUAUUUUUGUCUAUUUGUGUUGAGAUAAAUAAAUCUAGUUAGUUUAAACAAAUAAAGCUAAUCCUAAUGAAUUCAGUAUUAAUAGCAGACUGUUGAUACAGCAGUGCAGCAUGCUUUGGCUCAAAACUGCGAUCAUGCAAGCAACAACCAUUUCAGAAAUAUUAGCUUGUUCAUCUUUAUAGUCUGUCAAUGUUUGUGCACUACAACGCUCCCAUACCUUUAUAAUCCAUAAAUACAUAGCAUUUUCACUUUAAAGUGCAAAAUCAUGCUUAUAUUUUUAUUUACAUAUAAACGCGUCAUAACCUGCAUGCACUUUGCAGUAGACCUGCAAAUGAGGCUACAAAAUAGAGAGAGGAUAGAGAAGUGAGGCAGCAAGAGACAGAAUAUGGAUUCAUUUAAAAACAGGGCAUCAGACUGGCCAUUAAAACCAUUAGUCCAAUAAUAAAAUUGAUGCUUGGAGUGCCAGUUUCAAACCCCUAUUUCUGCUUUUACUGGCUUACUUUCACCACUGGUGUCACUACAUACAACGCAUUGGACCAAGAUGUCAGUGUGUGGGAAAUUUCAAUGCAAAGCAAUGCAGACGUUUAAUGUUGUUUUAUUUCAUUUUAUUAGUUGUUUUUUUUUUGUUCAGUGUAAUCAUGAAGCUCAGCAGAGUGCAAUGGACUUUUAAAAAAAAGAUACUGUGCUUUUAUGGAAUUUUAAAGUUUGCAUGCUUAAACAAACGCUAGCAGUCGUCUUUAAUGGCAUUCGAGGUAAUUGUCUGCUAAUUAAUCAGACCUCAAAGGAAACUGGAAGACUUGUUCCUGAUUUUUAUUAUUUUUAUUCCAGCUAUGAUGAGGGCUGUAGUCUUGAGUGGUCAACGUCAGUUUAUGUUGUUAAUAAAAGAAAACAUGUCUUUGUUUUAAAUUGACUACAGGCAAUAUUUUCAAUAAAUAGUAUUUAUUUACAA
This is a messenger RNA of Micropterus dolomieu (smallmouth bass), 5880 nucleotides long. It is a transcript of the gene sec31a, whose product is annotated as SEC31 homolog A, COPII coat complex component. Gene Ontology annotation, cellular component: COPII vesicle coat; endoplasmic reticulum exit site. The transcript has 28 exons. The record is from RefSeq and is a predicted model, not a curated record. Gene Ontology annotation, molecular function: protein binding; structural molecule activity. NCBI's taxonomy places the organism in Eukaryota, Metazoa, Chordata, Actinopteri, Centrarchiformes, Centrarchidae. The coding region runs from base 222 to 4382 and encodes 1386 amino acids. Gene Ontology annotation, biological process: intracellular protein transport; COPII-coated vesicle cargo loading; endoplasmic reticulum organization.